Messenger RNA from Clunio marinus, 267 nucleotides. NCBI's taxonomy places the organism in Eukaryota, Metazoa, Arthropoda, Insecta, Diptera, Chironomidae. The record is from the annotation of a GenBank genome assembly.
AUGCAAUUAGGAGAUGAUUUUGAUUUUGAAAAAACAACGUUGCACAUAAUCAUUAUUUUGGCGGUGACUUCGUGUUUGAUUUAUUAUGUCGAGUCUGGAACUUUGUGGUUUGUUGAACAAUGGAACAUAAAAUCAGAACACGACGCUAACAAAACGAACAAAAUUGAAGCGUUUUCAUUUAAAUCCCGAAAUGGCAUGAAGACAAUUUUAGAUUCAUUAGAAUGUUGUGCGGCGAAUCAUCAGUUGAUCAUUGAUCAUUUCACUUGA